Messenger RNA from Symbiodinium sp. CCMP2592, 1707 nucleotides. NCBI's taxonomy places the organism in Eukaryota, Dinophyceae, Suessiales, Symbiodiniaceae. The record is from the annotation of a GenBank genome assembly.
AUGGAUCGCGGUCUGGAGCCUGAUGCGCAACUGAGGGGUGUUCUUAUCACCAGCCUGGGACGCAGCAGCAAGUGGGCGGAAGCCCUUUCUGUUCUACAGGAUUCGAUCUUCUCUUUGAACACUCUUUGCUUCAACGCCGCCAUCACAGCCUGCGAGAAAGGCCAGCAGUGGGUGCAGGCCUUGGCAGUCCUGGAUGCCCUGAUGGCUGUUGGAGUUCCAGCGGACACUGUCUCCUUCAGCGGGGCCAUCAGCGCCUGUGAAAAGUGUCGGCAGUGGGAGCGUGCUCUGGCUUUACUGGGCCAAUUGCAGAGGUACCACCUCGUUCCUGACACGAUAGCCUGCAGCGCAGCCAUCAGUGCUUGCGAGAAAAGCGGUCGUUGGCAGCAGGCCCUGUCCGUUUUGAGCACGAUGCUGGAAGAACGGUCCCGCACAGACCUUGUCAUCUUCAGUGCGGCCAUCAGUGCCUGCGAAAAAGGACGCAAAUGGCAAGAAGCUUUGCAGCUGCUCCGCAUGGCCCUGCAGCGGUUCAGGCCUGACAUGACGCCCUACAACGCUGUGAUCAGCGCAUGCGCAGCAGACGGACGCAAUGCAUGGCAAAUGGCGGUGCAGCUCUUCUCAGAAGCAGCGCUGCAUCUGUCAGUUGAUGUCCUGACAGGAAGCUCUGUGAUCGCUGCAUGUGCAGAAGCCAGGGAGUGGCAACCUGCCCUGCAGUUGCUCAAGGAUUUGCAGCAGCGGCGUGUGGAGUUGAACAUCAAGGUUUACAAUGCAGCAGUCACGGCGGCAUCGGAAAGACCCCUGAUUGCUCUGCAAGUUGUGGAGGAGAUUGAUGAUUCACAUCUCGAGCCAGAUGUUCUCACGUGCAUGCCCCCAGCAGAGGCAAUUGCCGACUACGGGUUUCCCCCCUCGCAGCGGCAAUCUCAGUUCACAGAGGUUCUUGCUUCGCUGGUGAAGGCCACGGAGUCCGCACUUUGUGAGAGUGCUUCUCAAUACGCCCCGACAGUUCUUGCACUGGACUUGCUCACAGACUCGGGAUGUUUUCAGGCUUGCCAUGGUGCGCUCCAGGCACAGGCUUGUCGCAUGAUUCUCGGGCCUGCGAGGCCGCGUCUCCAAGGUCUCAUGGAUGCCUCGGAACGCAGAGAAGGUCAUGAAAAUGAGGCUCUCCGCGACCCCGUCCUCGAGAGGCACUUCAGCAUGGGCAGUAUGCUGACGGACGAGGUCCUGGCACGGUCCUUCCCAGCAGGUGCCGCCUGGAGAAGACCUGCAGCCCAUCAGGCACGGUCUGCCCUGCAGUUGUGUGAAGAGGAGGUUUCCUUCUGGGGCUCCGUCUUUUCUCGUGGCAUUGCCGCCUGGUCGGGCUGCAGCCUUCAAAGCCCAGCGGUCUCCGAUUUCAAGCUCCGUGGCCGGCUCUGUGCCUUUGGAGAAGCGGAUCCCGAUUUCAGGCGCUUGGCGCCAAUCCUGGUGGAGCAUGAUCGGUCGCAGCAUGCCGAAAGACAGGCAAUGCUUCUGCUCUUGGACGAAGUUAAUGCAGGCAUCCAUGGGCCAAAGACUUGUCCAGAUGCUGCCGACACUGCGUUGGUAGCUAUUCUGCAGUCUAUCCUUCGGCUCAGCUCCACUGCUAAGCAGUGGGCGCGCUACGCUUUGACUUCAGCCCGCGUUGUAGUUCCUGUGUUCCUACAGAGAUGUUUCGAGGAAGGAUUGGAGGUUUGA